Callithrix jacchus (white-tufted-ear marmoset) is the source of this 3480-nucleotide messenger RNA. It is a transcript of the gene RNF212B, whose product is annotated as ring finger protein 212B. Gene Ontology annotation, molecular function: SUMO transferase activity. Gene Ontology annotation, cellular component: synaptonemal complex. NCBI's taxonomy places the organism in Eukaryota, Metazoa, Chordata, Mammalia, Primates, Cebidae. The record is from RefSeq and is a predicted model, not a curated record. Gene Ontology annotation, biological process: reciprocal meiotic recombination; homologous chromosome pairing at meiosis; protein sumoylation.
AAAAAUCCCAGCAAAGAAAUAAAAGAUAUAAAGAAAACUAAGCCUGGGCAUGGUGGUUCAAGCCUGUAAUCCCAGCAUUUUGGGAAGCCAAGGCAGGUGGGUCACUUGAGGUCAGGAGUCCCAGAUUUUUAAUAUUCUAUAACAAAAUGCGCCAAUGUAUAUAACUCAGUGAACCAACAUUUUUCAAAUGACCAGUUUGGUCUAAAUGUAUGAUGUUACAAAAUCCUGCAUGGGCAAAAGAUACGUUUAAAAUGCAAGACAGACCAAAGAAUUUUAAUGUAACAGGCUAUAAAAAGUUCAUUGAUAGGGUUUCAGAUCCCACUUUGCAAUUAACUUUUAACAACUCAGAUUUCCGGAAUUUUAAUGUAGCAUCAAAGAGAAAUGUUCACAACUAUCCGAAAAGGCCAUUUAAAUACCAUUUCUUCCCCUACACAUUUGAGUGAGUCCAAAUCUUCUCACACUCCAACCAAAACAGCGUACUGCAAGUUAAUGCUGAAGCAAAUAUGGGACUCCACCAGCUUGCUAUUAAGCUACAUAGUAAGAGAUUACAAAAAUGUUAAAACAAUGACACUAUUCUCACUAUUGUUCUUGUUUUGGAAAAUAUAUUUUCCAUAGGUUAUUUAUAUUAACAUUUAAUGGGUUCAUUAUUGUUUUCAAAUGAAUUAAUAAAUAAAUGUUCAAAAAAGUCUCACUUUUAAUUACUAAUUUGGUAAAUAUUGGUAGAUACAAUUGACAUAAACAAAAGCACUUUGGAGGGUCUUCAGUAAUUUUUAAAAUGUAAAGAAAGCCUGAGACCAAAAAGUCUGAGAACUACUACUCUAAGUGGAUUCCUCAGGAAAGGCUCAUUUGGGCUUUUUGCUAGUGGCCUUUAUGUCUGAACACAAUAUAAGGGGAUAUAAAUUUCUUGGAUCAUAGUUUCUUUCUGUGAAAAUCUGGAAAAUCUUGUUUCAUUGUUAUCUAGCAUAGAAUGCUUCCGUGGAGAAAUCUGGUGCCGAUCUUAUUUUCCCUCUCUCUUUCUCUCUUUUUUGUUAGUUUGAGGCAGUGUCUUGCUCCCUCAACCAGGCUGGAGUGCAGCAUGAACACGGCUCAUGGCAGCCUCCAUGCUUCAGCCUCCCCAGUAGCUGGGACUACAGGCACCCGCCACCACACCCGGCUAUUUUUUUUUUUUAAGACUAAGUCUCGCUCUGUUACCCAGGCUGGAGUGCACUGGCCGGAUCUUGGCUCACUGCAACCUCCCCCUUCUGGGUUCAAGCGACUCUCCUGCCUCAGUCUCUCGAGUAACUGGGACUACAGGCGUCUACCACAACGCCGGCUAAUUUUUGUAUUUUUAUCAGAGACGGGGUUUCACUGUGUUGGCCAGGCUGGUCUCAAACUCCUGACCUCAGGUGAUCCACCCGCCUCAGCCUCCCAAAGUGUUGGGAUUACAGGCGAGAGCCACCAUGCCUGGCCUUAUGACCACAUUUUAUAACGUGUUCUCAUCGGUUAUUGGAACGUUAAUUAGGUUUUAUUUUCACCUUUUUGUUUCCAUAGUAACAUGUAUGGGAUUAGUUUACAGUGUUUAUUUGUCCUCAAUCUUCUAAGUGAGGUGAAUUUUCCUGGGCUGCUAGGAAAAGGCUCCUACACCCCUUUCCCGCCACCGCGAGCCGCUCCUUGCCCAAAGAACGCCACUGCGGGCCCCGCCCACGCCACGGAGCCACGCCCACUCUCAGCGCACCGCCAGGCCCCGCCCACAUCUCACACACCGCCUCCGCUGCGCCCAGCCUCUUGCCUCACCCAGGUGCCGGGCCAGCUGUUUGUUUUCCCGCCAUUUCCAGCUCUUCGUGAGGAGAACUGGAUGAUUUCCUGAGAUCUGAGGCCUUCUGGAAUCACAGCGGCCAAGCGGACAUCUCCACAAACGACUAGAAAAAAAAUUUGAAGGAAAAGACUAGUGGAGAAAAAAAAUUACCUUCCGUUUUGAUUAUUUUCCCAAUUUUAUUUUAAGAAUGGAUUGGUUUCACUGCAACCAGUGCUUCCGAAAAGAUGGAGCCCAUUUCUUUAUCACCAGCUGCGGCCAUAUUUUCUGUAAAAAGUGUGUGACUCUGGAAAAAUGUGCUGUUUGCGGAACUGCCUGCAAGCAUCUGGCUCUUUCUGAUAAUCUGAAGCCUCAGGAGAAGAUGUUUUUCAAAAGUCCUGUGGAGACAGCUUUGCAGUAUUUUAGUCACAUCUCUCAGGUGUGGAGUUUCCAGAAGAAACAAACAGAUCUCCUCCUCGCCUUUUAUAAGCAUAGAAUUACAAAGUUAGAAACAGCCAUGCAGGAGGCACAGCAAGCACUGGUCAGCCAGGACAAAGAAUUGUCAGUCUUAAGGAAGGAGAAUGGAGAACUGAAGAAACUUCUAGCCAUUCUAAAGGAAUCUCCGAGUUGGUACCAAGGAAGCAGGUCAACCACACCUCGACCAGUGGGCAUUACUUCCCCAUCACAGUCAGUUACCCCACGACCCAGUUCCCAGCAUAGCAGUCAGGUGGUCAGUCGAUCCUCCUCAGUGGAAUCUAUUCCUUAUAGAGAGGCUGGCUUUGGUAGCUUCGGACAAGGAGGCAGAGGUCCGCAGGAAAGGAGAACUCCAAGAAACCCUUGUAAUGAAACCCCGUCACCAGCUUCAACCCACAGCUUAUGUUAUAGACCUUCAUCUGCCUCCACUGGACAGGGGACUUUUUCUUUCAGACCAUCCCCAAAUGGGCAUUCAGGCCACACAAGAGUCCUUACCCCCGACAAUUCUGCUCAGAGGGAGAGCAGAACCACACUAGAGAGUUUUCCUAGUUUCCAGCUACCAGUCCUGCAGACUCCCUACCAACAACAGAGGCAGACUGGAUUACCCAGUAGAAGAGGAGCAUGGAGCACUUCUAGAUAGACGAUCUUCAAGGUCUGAUGUAUACAUACUGCUGAAAGAUAGACUGUAGCAUCCAGUACCCAUUGGGGUGAUGGCUCUGGAAAAAGUACCCUGGUGUUGUUUCCUGGUUUCACUCUACCUUAUGCUUCCUCAUCUUUACCCUAUUCACCCUUAUCUCCUCCCAGGACAGUGGUCAGGUCUUAGAAAAGGCUAGCGCUUCAAGAUGAUGUUUAUAUCUCUUCCAGAAGACACAGGUAGCUUCCCUCAUUUCCUACAACUUGAAACAAAGAUUGUAAAAAUAAUUCUUGGCAUCAUAUUUGGUUGGGAGUUGGGAAUGGGGAUGUGGUGGGUCAUAUACGCAUCACUGUUUCAUUUCUGGUUUUAAUUUUUAGCUUUGGAUAUACUCUCCCAUUGUCAGUGUUAACAAGCAAAACAAAACAUCUCUGUUCUUUGUCCUUGUACUUUUUCUGUUUGCCUAUUGUUUCCUCUAUGCUUAAUUACUAUUAAAUAUGUUAAUUUUCCUUUCUAUUGAAAACAACUGUUAGAAACACUGAUUUUCAGCUUAGUAAAAUAUAUAGGUAGUAAAAUUAAGAGGAUGUCCUUUUAUUGCUACGAU